AGAUCUUUAACUAUUAAGUUGUUUGGUAAAAUUGUAAAAACGAAACAAAAAAUCAUGGAAGAAAUCGUGGAAAAAAAGACUUCGUUCGACACAGUGUGCAGAUAGAGUUCUUAAAAUACAAAGGCAUUAGCAAAUAACGCUUUAUAAUCUACAAGUGGAAUUCAAUAAUAUCUUGUGAGAGUCAAAGGUUUUGGAGUCGAUCAAUGGCUUAAGCAAACACUCCUCCCUCGCUAUGGUCAACUAUUCCAAUUAAAAAGACAAGACUAUCAGACAAGUAUUCUUAUUGGUGGAAAAGAGGGACUGUAUAAAGUACAAAAGCAUCGAGAAGUCAUCUUAAUCAGACUGCUAUUAUCUAUUUGAAAUCGUGCUAUUAAAGGAAUAUUUGGCAUUGAGUUGGUGUGGUACUUUGAAGAUGGCGAUGAAGAUCCUAACUUUUGCGUUACUCAAGUGCUUGGUAAUAUUGUGGACUCACGAUUCGACAGCGGAGCUGAGCGCUACACAGAAACCUGACCUUCCAAGGACAUAUCUUUUUAACAAGUCCUCAACAUUUACGAUUCCUGGGACAACACAUCGACUAAGAGUUCUUCUUGUUGGAGGCGGAGGGUAUGGAUGCCGAGGCAAUGCGCCUGGGAAGGCAGGUCGCGCGGGAAAAGUGAAGGUGGUUAUCAUCGACAAUAUCUACUUAAAGAACAGAACUUUGGAAGUCAAAGUUGGCAAAGGAGGAAAGUUUCCAAGAAGUUUUGCCCCAGGAAAAGACGAUACAAGUAAAGAGUCUUCAUUUAUUAGCUAUAGGGCCGAAGGUGGAAAAAACUGUGAUUAUAUUGCUUCGAGCUUUUCGACUGACACCAGAUGUUUUGAACACUUUAAAAUCAGUCAUGUUACUCCAGCUAAGGAUGUAAAGAGCAUUAAUAUAUCGGCAUGUCAAAUUCAAUCCCCCACCGUGUUACUAAGUGGCGAUGGCGGAGUUUUAAUCGAUAACAAUGGGCCAUCAGCUAUGCCAGGAAAGAGCAAUAGAUCUUCUGCGGGUGGUAUUGGUUACGGCGCAGGCGGUGGGUCAGGUGGAAAUCACAAGACAUCUGAAGAAGGAUGUGAUCUGGUUGAUGGUGGAGAUGGUGCUCCAGGAGUGGUCUACAUUGAGGUUGUUCCAAAAGUUUGUAGAAAACCCGUUAGCGUUUUGUUCGCAAUUGCGUACUCCUCAAACAGUUCCUUCACAAGCCAGAAGAAAACCAUCCAAAAUAUCAUCAAACUGAUUCCUCAGCGAAAAGUGGGAGUUUUAACCUUCAAAGACAAAACGUUCCAGAAAGUUAAGCUUAGAGAGUACAACGACAACCAACAACUAUUCUCCGCCAUCACCAACCUAAAAAAUGCCUACUCCACUGAAAUUAUAAAUUUCACUAACGUUUAUUCAGAGGCAAUAUUGGCAUUUCGUGAGGAAGAAGCAUCCAGGAACAAGGCAAAUCUGAAGGUUAGCUUUUCGAAGACAUUGGUUAUGUUUACUCAUAGUUGGAAAAAGCAUGUCCGCCGGAGCCAACUACUAAGCCUGAAAAAAGAACUAAAAUUGUUAGGCGUCAAAAUAAUUUUGGUUGGACUUGAUGAAGACCUUACCGAUGUGCAGCUUCGAGAAAUGGUCAAUGACGAUGACUUCGUAUACACUAGUGAUGGUGAUGAUUAUGAUCUGGUGCUCCCCAUGAAAGAACCAUAUAUCAUAGAUACGAUAUGUAGAGACCCAUUGUAUUUCCAUAAUUUAACGGGAACUCCAACUAAAAGCAUUACUACUAAUAGAGUGCCUUCUACUUCAUCUCGUGAAAAGAACGCGAAUGGACUUCAAAAAGACUUUGAGUUCUUAUUAAACUACGACAUGAAGAAAGUUAAUAUAAAGAAUACGACCGAAAUUGAACGUGUCAUGAACAUUGCUGAUAAUCUGAUACUAAACAGUCACAGAAUACCAAAUAAUACCAAGACAGCUCCUGGAUUAAAGGUCAUCCAGUUCUUGGAAAAUUUUGGGCUCCAAAUGGCAUCAACAGUGGCUUCAUUUGCAGAUGGCGACAGCGGUCCUCGUAAUUUUAACACCAAACAUUUAGGCUUAACAGUCGCUACCGUGAAUUUGAUUUCAACAACUAGCAUAGAUCUGUCAAAUGCAUUGAAUAAAGGUCACGUGAUUGUACCUAAAGAUGCGUUCCAAGGCAAUGGCCGUGGAACUGUGGUGAUGUUAUCUUCAAAUCCCGUUGCCUCGAUGAAGAAAGAAAAUGGCACAGUUAUUACCAGCCAGCUCGUGUCCAUCAAUAUCAACCCCAAGUCACCAGACGUCUUCAAAAAACCUGUAGAAAUAACGUUUGAUAUUAACCAGGAUCUAUUAGACGGAAAACGAGCAAGCUGUGAAUUCUGGGAACAGAAGAAACGAGAGGACUUCCCUCAUGGUUUUUGGUCGCCAGAAGGAUGUAAAAUAGUGAGCAAGGAUGAUGCAAGUGUUACCUGCCAUUGCAAUCAUCUCACUAGCUUUGCUGUGCUAACAAGAGUGCACGUAGACGAGACGCCCUCUGAAAAUCAUGCAAGAUAUCUGACUAUCAUUACAUAUGUCGGAUGCUCCCUGUCUAUGUUGGGAUGCCUUCUUACGAUCAUUAUACAUGCUGUUCUACCGAGCCUGCGAACGGAAAGGGCUUUCAUCCAUAUUAAUCUAGUGACAGCUAUCUUUCUUGGCCAAGGAUUCUUUUUUAUUGCUGCGUUGUUGGAAGGACCUAGGGCCAUGUGCUAUUUUACAGCCGUUGCGUUAUAUUUCUUUUAUCUGAGUGUAUUUACGUGGAUGUUGGUGGAAGGUCUGCAUAUCUAUUGCUUGGUGAUUCGUGUUUUCCACUCUGGUCAUGAGAGAAAAAGAUUAUACACAGCCAUAGGCUGGC
Molecule: messenger RNA, 2894 nt
Organism: Actinia tenebrosa (Australian red waratah sea anemone)
Lineage: Eukaryota; Metazoa; Cnidaria; Anthozoa; Actiniaria; Actiniidae
Biological process (GO): G protein-coupled receptor signaling pathway; cell surface receptor signaling pathway
Cellular component (GO): plasma membrane
Molecular function (GO): G protein-coupled receptor activity
Source: RefSeq, a predicted model, not a curated record